Messenger RNA from Acaulospora colombiana, 4728 nucleotides. NCBI's taxonomy places the organism in Eukaryota, Fungi, Glomeromycota, Glomeromycetes, Diversisporales, Acaulosporaceae. The record is from the annotation of a GenBank genome assembly.
AUGUUUGCCCCGAGAUCUUCAAGGCCCGCCACCGUUGCAGCUUAUCCGCAAAAAAAUGGUCUAAGACGUAAGAAGAAAGGCGAAAGUGCGGCACCUGCUAUCGAACUCGAACGUAUUCUCGGUUUUACCACUUCGAAACCAACUGCGUUGGCCACCGCCCCUGCACGAGAUCUUAUAGCCUAUGCAGCUGGUUCGGUGGUUGUGCUCUACAAUCACAAGAAGAACAAGCAAGUGGGAUUUUUACACGCGUCAUCCAGUACAACUCCUGCACCACAAAAUCCUGCAAAUACAUCCGCAUACCCUAAUCGACACACAAUUGCCGGUGAUGCGAUGAUAAAUCCUUUAGGAGCACUGGGUAUAUUGGAUCCACAAAACGCUAAUUCCGGGAGUGCCGCUGGUAAUUCAAAAAAAACUCCCGUUAGCAAUAAGGCCAAACCAAUAUCGUGUAUUGCUUUUUCUCCCGAUGGCAAUUAUUUGGCUGUUGGUGAGAUCGGUCAUCAACCUCGUAUUCUGAUAUGGGAUGUGGAGGCCAAAACUCUGAUCGCCGAACUCAAAGGUCAUAAACACGGCGUUUUAGCUCUUAGAUUUUCUCCCAAUAUGAAGUGGAUCGUCUCCUUAGGUUUUCAACAUGAUGGUUACUUAAACGUAUGGAAUUGGAAAAAUGGUACAAAAGUUGCGUGCAACAAAAUCACGACGAAAGUUUACACAUUGGCGUUUAAUCGGAACGGUUCUUAUUUUGUGACGGCUGGACUGAGACACGUGAAAUUUUGGUAUUUCGACGCGAGCGGAAAUUUACCAAAAAAGUCCGGUGGUCAAUCAAUAACAAAAACAGCACAAGUGUUGGAUGGUCGAUCCGGGAUUCUGGGAGAUUUGAAAGAUAAUAAUUUCCUGGACGCUGCGUGUUGUCAAAAAACGGAUAACACGUAUUUAGUGACAUCUAACGGAUUGUUGUGCAUGUUCACGGAAGGGAGAUUGAUGGAUAAAUGGGUUAAUUUGCAGGUGUGUGUCAAAGGCGCCUAUUCAAUCGACGUGAGCGAGCAAUACAUCGUUUGUGCAUGUGCUAAUGGGAUAGUCAGACUGUUCGAGCCUGUCACACUAAAAUAUUUGGGCACAUUACCAAAGCCACAUCCCUUGGGUGUUGAUUUGACCAUACAAAUGGGAACAACAUACAAUGGGGUUGGUGGACCCAAUGACGUAUACCCCGACACGUUGGCCUUAAAGUUGGACGCAGAAACUGGAAAACUCACUUGUGUAUAUAGUGAUCGUAGCCUUUUUAUAUGGGAUAUAAAGGAUGUAAAAAAGAUAGGAAAAUAUAGAAGUUUUCUUUAUCACUAUGAUGUAAUCUGGGGGGUAGAGAUGAUGCCGAUCCGAGAAGAAUCGACCACUGUUACAUUCCCGGAAAAUACUUUUGUCACCUAUUCGGCCGACAAUACCAUACGCUUUUGGAAUUUGGAUGGCACAAAUUCCGCAGGUGCUCCUGCCGGCAACACCAAUGGAACGUCCACCGCCAUCAAGAAAAAUAUAUAUAGCAAGGAGUGUAUCAAAAUUGUUUACGUUGAUCCGGACGGUUCCUAUAGAUCGAGAGCCGUGGUUACCAAAAAUGAUCAACCCGAUUCGACCGAUCAAUCUGCCCAGGCGGAGUCCGGUAUUCGUACCCUGAGAAUUAGUCCAGAUGGAAAGUUAAUAGCAUCUGGGGAUCGAGGAGGAAAUUUGAGGGUACACGAUCUCGACACCUUCGAUGAGCUCACGUAUCAAGAAGCGCACGACGCAGAGAUACUGACCAUUGAGUUCACAGAUGGGCGAAUUCCGGGUGCACCUUACUUGAUUGCCACGGCAAGUCGAGACAGAAUAUUGCAUGUCUUUGACAUCAAUAAUAAUUAUCAGUUGAUUCAGACUCUGGAUGAUCAUUCCUCUUCAAUAACGGCCAUCAAGUUUACCAAUGAUGGUGGAAGGUUAAUCAGUUGUGGUGCCGACAAAAGUAUAAUAUUCAGAAGCAGACAGAAUACCAACAACUCUUCAUUUUACGUGACAUAUCAUAAUAUAUCGGGAAGAGCGACUGUGUUUGACAUGGAUAUCGAUAUAUCGAAUCGAUACGUGUCCACAGUAUCUGGCGAACGUCGCCUAAAUGUUUAUCAGAUUGAAUCCGGUAAAAGUGUGAGGUCGUAUAAGUCAGACAUGCCAGAUGAAGUCAAUGCUGCAGAGCAAGGAAGCUUGUUAAGAAUUUCCUUGGAUCCUGGCGGGGUGUGCGCUGUGACCGCUGGUUCAGACAAAAGCAUUCGCCUGUUUGAUUUCACUAAUGGGACGAUACUAAGGAAGGUUCUGGGACAUUCGGAACUAAUCACCGGCGUGAAGUUCACUCCUGACUGUGAGCGAGUGAUUUCAACAUCAGCCGAUGGUUGUAUAUAUGUUUGGAAAUUGUCUGACGAAUUGGUUUCAAAAAUGCGUCAAAAAUGGUUGGAAAGGAGUGGUUUUAAUGCGCAAGUCGGAUCACCGCCCGUGGUGAAAGAUUAUCUUUCGCCACAAUCAUCAACUCCAUCAACUAUUCAUCCAAAGACUGUAUUACCUGCUCAAAGACCUCAAUCACUUAUGUUUGAUCUUCAACAGUGUGAUGAUUCAAGUGGUCAGGAACAAGAUUUUUAUGUUCGUCGGAGUUCAGGCGGAUUGAAAGCGAAAAAGUCCUAUUCGUCAAUGACAGCGGCGGACACGCAGAAUGAGGAUAAUGCAAAAAAAGUUUCGCCUGCACUGAAAAGGCCCGUUUCAUUUACAAACGACGGGACAUCACAAGCCAAACCUCCCCAAUUACAGAUAAGCAGAUCCGUUUCAGAUUUCUCACAGACUCGAAUCCCUACGACGAAAUCACCCCCUCCCGUCAGUCCGGUGGGAGCUUCACUUGACACAUCCUCGUUAGCUACUCCGCCCAAUACACCUACAACAAGCUCGGGAAAGAGAGAAUCAUGGAAGAUCGGUUUGCCUAGCUGGGCGAAAAAAGCUUUCAAGGAAAAAGAAGGUGAAAAAGUUGCUAAGGAUAAUGAGGUUUUGGCAGAGACGGACAUGGGUAAAGAUGAUUCUAAUGUUAACCUAAUGCAUGAAGACGCGGACAAGAAAUCCUCAAUUGGGACGAAAUCUCUAAAUAGGGCAAAGUCGCAAAGUAAGUUGCGACAGGAUUCCACAAAGUUAUUUUUAGGAGUGGAGCCUGACAGCACGUCAUUACCCGAUAAUGUUUCACUUGGUGAGUCGCCAGUGUCGAUGCCAUCGGACCGUCCUCCGAAUCUUGUUGUUGACGACAUCGAUGAGGAAGAGGACGAGGAAGCAAAUUCACCCGAAGAAGAUUCCAAUGAAGAUGCGGAGACAAUAUUCGUCGAGUCACAAGGAGAGGAAUCUGAGGAAUUUCUUGGAGAUGGUGAAAAUGUGCCAACCGCAAAACGACGACGGAGUAGUUUUGUGGGAAGCAUUAAAACGAUGGAGUUUGCUGGGGAUCGUCCAAAAUCACCGUCCGGAAGUGAAAAAGAGGUCGAAGCGGAUUUAGAAACGUAUCUGACGACCCGCGCAGAAGAUGAAAAUGGAUCUGUUACCGGAGAGAAUGAUGAUUACGUGUCUAUGGAGCAUCGUGGAAGAAAAAGACAGAGUCUGACAACAAAGUUCUACUCCGUCAGUCAAAGAAGAUCCCAAGAUUCUGGUGGUCGUAAUAGCUUAUCCGACUCACUGUUAAAACUUGCAGAGGAAUCGAGGGAGGUUAUUAAAAAGGAUUUACGAUUUGAAGACGAUCACAAUGGAGUGGAAAAAGCCUUGAAGGCCUUGGAAGGAAAGAAUUCCGUCAUGGUGAGUCAGGAGAUCGAAGCUAGUAAUGGAAACGAUCUCAAAUUGCUAGAAUCAUCCGAAGUUUCAACAACACUUUCAUCGAACUUGCCAACCAAGAAUACCGCCGAAGUUCACGAAGCAACGAUUGAUGAAAGUAAUGUAGAAAGCAUUGAAAAAGUUGGGAACGGACUGGGUAUCGUGGUUUCCGAAGAAUAUUACGGCAAAAAAACCGAUAUUGGAGUCGACGAUGAUGCUCCCGUGACUCGGAAUAGUACCAUCAACACUUCUGCUUCUGACGAUCAAAUAAACGAAGAUGCCAUUAUGAAUGACGUGUUGACCAUGACUGUGUUAUUGGAGAGAACACUUAUUGCAUAUAAGAAGGCAGCCUCCUCAAAUAAUGAAAGCAUGACUAAAUUGAUAUCUGAUAGUUUGGUGAACAUGAUGGAUGAUAUAAAGAAGAGUAUCGGCGUCGGUAAUGACGAUGAUUAUGGCGAAAUAGAGUCAAACAACUCCUACAAUACGGCCAUAACUACGCACAGUUAUACGGCUAAUGGAAAUGGAUCGUCAACCAGCCUUCACAAAGGAGUCCUGUUAUCGCCGUUGGCAUCACCUCCGCCGACAUCUAAAUCAUUUAAUCAAUUGUCUGAGGGUGCUACGCAAAAUCUUUUGGAAAAAUAUUCGGAUCUUUUGCUAACCAUGGUCGAGGAAAAGCUCACCGCAAAAGCAAAAUCUUCGAAAACAAGUGCUGAUGAGUUGGGAAAUGAUAACUCCACUAAUAAUGCGAAUACUACCGCGUCAUCCUCACCAGUCCUUACAUUCACUAACGCCAGCUCCAGUAAUACUGCCAGCACAAAUGGCAGGCCUGUUAAGUCUAGAAAUACGAGCGGAGGGAUUAGAAACAAGGCAUCAAGGUCUAGGUUUGUUAGAUAA